GGAAUGCACGCAUCCGAACCAUCUUCUUAGAAGAAGAAGAUUAGAAGAAGAAGAAGAAGAAGAAGAAGAAGAAGAAGACAAUCUUAGCAAAGAGCAUGGCGCGCCACCACAACCACCAGCAGCGGGGAGCGGCGGCGGCGGCGGCGGCAUUGCCGGUGAUCAACAUUGGCCGGCUCGGCGACAAGGACCCCGCCGCGCGGGCGCUCGUCGUCCAGGACAUCGCCCGGGCGUGCCGCGACCGCGGGUGCUUCCAGGUGGUAAACCACGGCGUCAGCAAGUCCGCCAUGGACGGCGCCCUGGAGGCCGCCUCCGAGUUCUUCGACUUGCCCGCGGAGCACAAGGCGGCGUUCGCCUGCGACGACAUCCGCAGCCCGGUCCGGUACGACACCAGCUCCCGGGACGGGAUCAGCAAGGCCCGGUCCUUCCUCAAGCACUACGCCAAUCCCCUCCACCACUGGGUCGACGACUGGCCAACACAACCGGCAACAUACAGGAAGAAGAUGGGGACGUACGCCGUGGAGAUGCAGAGGCUGUCGGUGCAGCUCAUUGGGGCCAUCGUGCAGGGGCUGGGGCUAGACCCAAUGUACCUGCAGGAGAAGCUCGGGGCAGGGCUGCAGUUCAUCGCCCUGAACAACUACCCGCAGGGGUCGUCGCGGGCGGGUGACACGGUCGGGCUGGCGCCGCACUCGGACAUCGGCUUCAUCACCAUCCUGCUGCAGAGCUCGCCGGGGCUCGAGGUGACGCACCACGACGACGGCGGCGUCUGGACGCCCGUCCCGGCCAUCCCGGGGGCGCUCCACGUCCACCUCGGCGACCACCUGGAGGUGCUGAGCAACGGCCGCCUCCGGUCCCUCCUGCACCGGGCCAUCCUCAACACCGAUGAAGCGAGGAUCUCCAUCGCCAGCAUCCACGGCGCGGCGAUGGACGAGAAGGUCGGGUGCGCCGACGAGCUCGUCGACGAGCAACACCCGAGGAUGUACAGGGAGAGCAGCUUCCAUGACUUCCUCGACUUCCUGCCCACCAACGUCAAGGCGUACCGGAGGUUCGUUGACACCCUCAAGAUCGACAGUGCUUAAAUGGGAAACAAAAUAUACAUUGGUUCAGCUCCACUAAGACAUAAAACAUAGCUGAAUGAGACUCUGCAGAUAAGUGUCCAUUUAGUUGUGUCCGUCAGUCUUACUGCUAGCUGGAGAACAAAAUUACUGUUUAAUUAUGCCUCCAUUACCAAGUACUAUCUCACUACGAAUAAGGGAGUAUGGUAUUAGCAGAGCUGGAUGGGCGUGUGAUUAGCAGGGUGCCUUUUUUUUUUCCUCUCCCUUCCUUUCUUUGGGGAAAUGCAGCAUGUCUGCAUGUCUCUUCCAUCAAAAGGAGGAUCAAAGGAACCUUGCAAGGUUCUUCCGGUUCUUUGGUAGUACCUACAUAAACCAUGUGUUGGUCAGUUCAGUCCUAUGUGUGUGUCAGUUGAUUUCACCUAUUGAAAUUUACUUUCUCAUGAGAUAUACUAAUACAAUUUACUGUUUGACAUUUGCCUGA
Molecule: messenger RNA, 1533 nt
Organism: Triticum aestivum (bread wheat)
Lineage: Eukaryota; Viridiplantae; Streptophyta; Magnoliopsida; Poales; Poaceae
Product: 2-oxoglutarate-dependent dioxygenase 21, chloroplastic
Exons: 3
Coding region: 96-1076 (326 amino acids)
Source: RefSeq, a predicted model, not a curated record